AUUUAAAAGUAAAAAAUAAUAAUAAAACAAUAGGGAAGUCAUUCCAAUCAAUUUGAAUAAGUUGAGAGAGGGAGAUGAGACCGCAAAUAGUGCUGUUCGGAGAUUCAAUUACCGAGCAAUCUUUCCGAUCAGAUGGUUGGGGCGCUGCUCUUGCUGACACUUAUUCCCGCAAGGCUGAUGUGUUAGUUCGUGGCUAUGGCGGUUACAACACUCGAUGGGCCUUGUUCUUGUUGCAUCACAUUUUCCCUAUUGGUUUAAGUAAACCUCCAGCUGCUGUUACUAUAUUCUUUGGUGCUAAUGAUGCUGCUGUUAAGGGGAGAACUAGUGAUAGGCAGCAUGUUCUUGUUGAUGAAUACACGGAUAAUUUGCGGAAAAUUGUUCGACAUUUGAAGGAGUGUUCACCUACCAUGCUAAUUGUGCUCAUCACUCCACCUCCAAUUGAUGAAGAAGGGCGUUUUGAAUUUGCGAGGUCUUUAUAUGGUGAGCAAGCUAUGGAACUUCCGGAAAGGACAAAUGAAAUGGCAGGAGUUUAUGCUAGGCAGUGUGUUGAGUUAGCAAAGGAACUACGUGUCUGCUCAAUUAAUUUAUGGUCUAAGAUGCAAGAAACAGAGAGUUGGCAGAAAAAGUUUCUGAGAGAUGGAUUGCACCUGACAUCAGAAGGUAACGCAGUGGUCAGUCGAGAAGUUAUAAGAGUAUUCAGCGAAGCAUGGGUCUCUGCGGCAGAAAUGCCAUUUGAUUUUCCUCACCACUCAGAAAUUGACGGAAAGAACCCCGAAAAAGCUUUUCAACAGCAAUGCCCUAUAGCUUAAGCUUUUGAUCGGAUCAAAGUCUUGAAUUUCUUGAUGUUCCCUCAAAUCAUUUGAGAAUUGUAGCUUUGGUAGUAAUUGAACUUCAUACAGGCAUUUGAUGAGGAACACUUGGUAAUACUACCGUAUCAUACAAGCUAUUGUAAUAGGGUUUCUUUUUGCAAUUUAAAGCUAUUAGAUUCAAAACUUGUCAAUUGUUUUUGGCCAUUAUGAACAUCUAAGUCCUGAGUUAAUGAUAUUAAAGCACACCUGAUAGUAAAUGGGAGUGUUUGGCGUUA
Mercurialis annua (annual mercury) is the source of this 1084-nucleotide messenger RNA. RefSeq names its product GDSL esterase/lipase At5g62930. NCBI's taxonomy places the organism in Eukaryota, Viridiplantae, Streptophyta, Magnoliopsida, Malpighiales, Euphorbiaceae. The record is from RefSeq and is a predicted model, not a curated record. The coding region runs from base 75 to 809 and encodes 244 amino acids. The transcript is spliced from 6 exons. Gene Ontology annotation, molecular function: hydrolase activity, acting on ester bonds.